AUGGAAGAUCGCUCAAUAGCAGUAUGGGACAUGCAAUCUCCAACAGAAAUCAAUCUGAGACGUGUGUUGGUUGGCCAUGAUGCAGCAGUGAAUGUUGUAGAUUUUGAUCAUAAAUAUAUCGUAUCUGCAUCAGGUGAUCGGACUAUCAAGGUAUGGAGCACAUCAUCGUAUGAGUUUGUACGGACAUUGAAUGGUCACACACGUGGAAUAGCUUGUUUACAAUAUAGAGACAGAUUAGUUGUGAGCGGUAGUUCGGAUAAAACAAUAAGAUUGUGGGAUAUUGAGUGUGGCUCAUGUUUACGUGUCCUUGAAGGGCAUGAAAAGUUGGUGAGAUGUAUACGUUUUGAUAAUAGGAGAAUUGUAAGCGGGGCAUAUGAUCG
Molecule: messenger RNA, 380 nt
Organism: Ruditapes philippinarum (Manila clam)
Lineage: Eukaryota; Metazoa; Mollusca; Bivalvia; Venerida; Veneridae
Product: F-box and WD repeat domain-containing 11-B-like
Exons: 3
Molecular function (GO): protein binding
Source: RefSeq, a predicted model, not a curated record